Messenger RNA from Penicillium alfredii, 738 nucleotides. Its product is annotated as ankyrin repeat domain-containing protein. Gene Ontology annotation, cellular component: nucleus; cytoplasm. Lineage: Eukaryota; Fungi; Ascomycota; Eurotiomycetes; Eurotiales; Aspergillaceae. The transcript has 2 exons. The record is from RefSeq and is a predicted model, not a curated record. The coding region runs from base 1 to 738 and encodes 245 amino acids. Gene Ontology annotation, molecular function: protein binding.
AUGGACCAGAAUGGUGGAGCCAACUGGUUGGACCAAUUCCGAUCCAAAGCCGAUCUCGCCAUAUUCUUACACAACCAUCAGCUGAAUGAUUCAGCUGAAGAAGCCAUCAGCUCCGCUCUCGAGGAGGCUGCCUGGGCUAACAAUCCGGAGAUGGUUACGUUGCUUCUGGCGCACGGGGCUAAAAUCACCCCAUUUACACUCGUUGGCGCGUGCCGUAGUAAGAAUGUCACUAUCUUCCAACGCUUCCAACAGUAUGGCUGGGACGUCAACACGGUCCAAUUCGGAGGAACAGUCUUACGCCUCCUGGCCUCGGAUCAUACCUGCAUGCGCUGGCUACUAGAGAACGGCGCAGACCCGAACUUCGUCGACCAGGAUAAUGCAACGCCAUUGGAAACUGCUGCUGUCUCGGGCUCUGUGGCCGAGCUGGAACUACUCAUUUCGUACGGAGCGAAGGUCGAUGCUUUGCCACGGGAUAUCCUGCCACGAGUUAUGAGGCGCGAUACCCAUGCCGUGUCAGUACUGCGCUUUCUCUUAAACCAGGGUCUAGAUGUGAAUGCGGACACAUUGAAUGACAGCGUUCUACACAAUGCGGUUCGCACGGGUAAAGUGGAAUGCGUCCGUAUUUUGCUAGAGUAUGGCGCAGAUUGCAAUGUUAGGACCCUCGAGGGUCUCACUCCGCUGGCAGAGGCUCGUGAAUGUGGAUACGUUGAGAUUGAGGGCCUGCUAGCAUCUCUUUGA